AAUUUCAGGCCUUUGCUACAGAUAACUGCGUAAGGUGACUCACUUUCGACAUGGAGCGACAGGUUGCGCUGUGCGCGGCGACUGCCGUGGCGAUCUGGGUUUUGCAGAUUGCUUACAAGUUGCUCAGAUCUCCCCUUCGUCACAUACCGGGACCUCUGUACACAAGAGUCACUAGGCUUCCACUGAAGUUCUCGAUCGUUACAGGGAGGCGCAUCUACUUCAUCCACAACCUGCACCAGAAGUAUGGCCCGGUGGUGCGUAUUGCUCCGGACGAGGUCUCUGUUUCCUCACUGCCAGAGUUCAAAGAAAUCCAUCGCGUCGGGUCGGCCUUCCUGAAGACCCCGUGGUAUCAGAAAUUCGCCUGGGACCGAAAUCCGGGACUUUUUACCAUGCGGGAUCCCAAGGAACAUGCUGCGCGUAGGAAGUUGUUUGCACGUGUAUUUUCGAAAUCAGAUUUACGACGAACUUGGGAACCCGUGGUGAAGGAGAAAGUCCAGUUAGCAGUGUUGCAGAUACGCGGUGAAUUGCUGCGGGAUGGAAUAUCCGACAUUCUGAAGUGGUGGACUUUUCUCGCCACCGAUGUCAGCGGACACUUGAUGUUUGGUGAGUCAUUCGACAUGCUUCAGUAUGGAAAGAAAAACGAAUACAUCAAUGUUCUGGAGUCCACAAUGAUGGGUUCGGGUAUCAAUGUAGAGCUUCCCAUUGUGGGACUCCUAGGCCGAUAUGUCCCACUUGCAUCCUGCCAGGCGAUGUUUCGCCCCAGCGACUAUCUUACUGAAUAUGGAAGGCGCGCUGUGUCAAACAGUCGAACGAAUAGCAACUCCACUCGGAAUAUUUUCACGGGAAUGCUCAAUGAAUCGGAGAAGGCAAGCAGCAUGCUUUCCGAGGAGGAUGUGGUGAUCGAAGCGGGCAAUCUGAUCGUGGCUGGCUCAGAUACCACGGCAGUCACGUUGACGUACUUGGUAUGGGCUGUGUUGUCGCAGCCCUCGCUGCAGCACGAUCUGGAAGAGGAGGUCAGUGCGCUGGACCCGAACUAUGAUGAAGCUGCGCUGGAGGAACUGCCGCUACUCAAUGCCGUCAUCACAGAGACACUACGGCUUUAUGGAGCAGCUCCAGGCUCCUUGCCUCGGAGCGUCCCGAAUGGCGGAGCGACCUUUUGCGGAUAUCAUGUUCCUCAAGGAACGACGGUAAGCACGCAAAGUUACACCAUUCACCGUGAUGAGGAACUUUAUCCUGAUCCUGAAACCUUUGAUGCCACUCGCUGGUUAGGAGGUCAUGGAGAUGGUUCCGAUGUAGCCAAGCAGGCACUCUCCCCCUUUGGAUACGGAACACGAAUCUGCCUCGGGGUGCACCUAGCUUGGAUGGAGCUUCGCUUAGCAGCAACCGAGUUCUUCCGUGAGUGUCGAGGGGUGCGACUGGCGUCAGACACAACGCGGGAGAGUAUGAAGCCGGAAAACUAUUUUCUGAUCGCUCCAUCUGGACAUCGAUGUGACAUUACACCUCAGUAGACAGACUAUUCUCAGUAGGCUGCACGAGGUGUCAUUCGCUCGGAACACUGCUCUGCAGACAGCUCGUCUAGCGGCAGGAAGCGCGUGAGUGGAGGGGAAGGAGGGUGGUUUUAUGGAGAUAGUGGCGAUCCGGUUAUCCGGUUCGGAAUGAUGGGCAGGACAGGGGACCAAUGCCAAAUGGACCUGCAGAAUGAUUGGGUGGAUGCAGAGCCGAAGCAGUGAGGAACUCCAUGGGUGCAGGGAGAAUAGAAGGAAAAUGGCUGAAGUGGUGAAGAGACUUAGAACUACUCCGUACUUAGUAGCGGUCGAGAGGGGCUGUCCGUGUUUCCGUGCCGUGGGUCCAACUGCAGCUUCGGCCGAAGCGACAUGGAAUCACGAAAAGAAGACCAUUACUCGGUCCAGCCCGCCAACCACACGGGGUCUGGCCGGGCUGCUCAAUUCUCCACCGCCAGACUUGAACAGGUACAACCUUUGGUUCAAUCACGGGCUGCAGUCUCCUCUUCCCAAAUGACCCCCCAACUUUGGAAUGUCCUUCUCAUCCUCUCAUCUGUCAGCU
This is a messenger RNA of Aspergillus welwitschiae, 2064 nucleotides long. RefSeq names its product cytochrome P450. The record is from RefSeq and is a predicted model, not a curated record. Bases 51 to 1508 code for a protein of 485 amino acids. Lineage: Eukaryota; Fungi; Ascomycota; Eurotiomycetes; Eurotiales; Aspergillaceae. The transcript is spliced from 3 exons. Gene Ontology annotation, molecular function: oxidoreductase activity, acting on paired donors, with incorporation or reduction of molecular oxygen; iron ion binding; monooxygenase activity.